ACCACCAUCACCAGCAGCACAGGGACAUGAAGCUACUCUCAGCUUCGUCCUUUUCCGCUUCUCCGCAACCCCACGCAACGGCACUCUCCCUUUGCUGCAAUUGCUCUCCUAUGUUUGCUCCCCUUUGAUUAUUCCGCCACUCUGCUGCGGAAUUCAGCGUGCUCGUCCUCUUGAUGAUACCAUGUUUUGGAAUGCUGUGGCAUUGGCGUGGCGCAACUGAGGAGGACGAUAGAUGUUUGUAGGGAGAAGAGGAGGCUAUGGUGGAGAGAUAGGUAAGCAAGUGCGCACGGUUUGUGUUUGUGUGUGUGUGUGUGGGACGAAUCAAGAGUCUCGCUUGUGUUGCUGCAGGUAGGAUUGAUUGAGUGCUCCAUGUGAGUGUUACAGGAGAAUUAGGGUUUUGAUCAUUUCAGAGAGAAAAAAAAAGAAAAAGAUAUAGAAAAAAUCGCGCUCCGUUGCUUGCUUGCGUGACUGAAGAAAACGGAUUUCCUGGAGAGAACUUUCUAAGUUGUUGGUGCUUGAGGAGCUGUUAGGUGUUGCAGUUGUGGCUGAGGGGGUGAGCGGAGUGGGUGUAGCUUCUUUUUACAUUUGUUUUUAUAAUAAUUUUUCAUAAUUAUGAUUUAUGUCGUUUUUUCGUUUUUUCGUUUUUUAUUUGUAAGUGACGAUGAAGCGAAUCCUGUGAGGUUCUCUCCUUGGCAAAAGAUGUAGGGUUCAGUUUUAACGAAAGAUGUCGAGGUAGAAUGGUACAUGGCAUUGAAGGCUAUAUUCUCGAAAUGAAGUAGGGGAAACUCUGCUGCUUAAUUCCACGCAGGAAUAAUAGACAUGAAGAUGGAGAAGUUAGGGUGCAUUGUGGUUCCUUAGGGUCUGGAUGCACACUGGGGCAUAAAUGGGAAGUCCUGAAGGAGGUGGCACGGAGAAAUACCUGUCCAAGAGACGGAAAAGCGCGAGCUCGCACUAUCCUAAAGCUCGCGACUGGGAUGACGAGGAGGCUUACGAUGAGGACCGAAGGUACCGUUCCAGUAAGACGAAGGUGAGUAGCAGGAGCGAUCGGGAAAGAGAGAUAACUCGGGAGAAAGAAAAGGAUAGGGAGAAGGAGAGGGAUCAUGACCGGGGUGAUAGGGAAGGCAGGAGCAGGGAUGAGUAUUUCGAGAAAGGCGUAAAGCAGUUGCGGUCUUUUAGGGAGGACAAACACGAUGAGAGGGCGGAGAGAGACGAUCGGGAAGUUGUAGAGUCCCGAGCAGGGAGCAACAAGAGAAGAAAUGCGUCGGAGAAGGUAAGCAAGAAUAACGAAGUUGGCCCGACGCAAGAAGAGAAGAAGGGCGGAAGAGCUGAUUAUGCCAUCGCUGUCAAUGAGGUAACGCUCCGGAAGCACGAGAGGGCCCAUGACUUGGGGGAAGAGGAGUUGAAGAUAGGUGAACCACGUGUGGAAAAAUCACGGGAGAAGGAAAGAGGCAGGAGGGAAGAGCCUAGGAUAGAUAGGGGUCACAACGGGGAAGAUGAAAAGUACAGGAGGAGUGACUCCAGGACAACCAGAGGUGAAGGCCUUGGUGAGGAUUCUGUAAUAAAGCGAAAUUUGCAUCGAGAAAGAUAUUAUGGAAAAGAAGAAGAGAAAUUGUGGAAGAAGGAGAGUAAAGCCGAGAGAUCUCAUGACAGGUCUGAAUCGAAUGUCCGAAACUUUAUAACCAGGGCAGAAAGAUUUUCCGAGACGGAGGAUGAAAAGGUGCGGCAUAGUGAUUCGUAUGUGGAGGAAAGUCAGAAUGGCGAGACGGAGGAUUAUCAGAGGGUUGAGAGAACUCAUGAGUUUCGCGACAGUCUCAAAUCCAGAAAAGGUGUUUACAGGGCUGGUAGAUCACAUGAUAUUGACGAUGAUUCUAUGUAUGAGAUUGACUUGCGUCACGAAAGAGCUACAAAGACCGUCACAACUUCUGUACUAAAUUCUAAUUACUCGAAGAGCGGGAAAAAUGUAGAGGAAAAAAAAUCAGCGAGAGCCGGCAGGCGCAUGCACUCGCAAUACGACGAGAAAGAUCUUAGGAUUGUGGAAGCGCAAGGAGAGGGAAGAGAUCGUUAUGUUGAAAUUUCUGGGAUAGAGAAGCACCCUCAUAUUUCAAGUCGAAGUGAGAAAAGCCGGGAAUACGUUGGCCGUGAUAAAGGAACUGGUGACAAAGAUCGGCCGCUCGCUGUCCUCGAGGGUGUGGAAGGUUCUGCUGAGUUUUUAGAUUCAAUACAGCUCCAUAAAUGGGAUCGUAAACGAAAUAGUAGUGGGAAGAUUCACUGGGAAAAAGUUGAGAAGGAAGGAAGCAGAAAGGAUGGGUCUAGUGGAAUUGAGCAGAUUGAAGAAGAAAGUUCUGUAGCACGAUACAAACUUCAAGAAGAGUCGAGGGGUCUCUCUGGGGCUUACGAGAAUGUUUUGGACAGCAAGGAUGAGAAAGAGAGCUCGAGACAUGGCCGUCAAAAAGAGAAAGUCCUUUCUGGGUCGGAUAAACCUGAAUCCGGCUUGGCGGAGGAUUUGGAAGUUGUAAUAGAAGAGAGUCCACGAGAGGGUAAUGGAUUGGAGAGGACGGAUUGCAAAUGGGACGAACCUGAGGAAGAUACUCUCAGCAGCAGGAUGUUGGAGGGUGAACCAGAGAAUAUGCUCCCAGAGAUUGACAAUGUGGAUGUUUUUGAGAGUGAAGAAGUGGAAGAGGAGUGCAAAUCUGCAUUCAUUGAGAAAGUAGAGGAAAGUGAGCAGAUAGUUGAGUAUGAGGAGUCUCAGGAUUUUGAGAAAGUGGCAGCAAGUGAAGAGGUAGAUUUAGGGGAAGGAGAACGAGGUGACGACAGUCAACUAGAGAAACCUGAACGACCUCGUAGAGAGAAAGAGAGACUGGAAAGGGAGGAAUUAGAUGAGUGGGAGAAAGGUGCAAUUUACAAAGUAAGAGGGGAGAGAGACUGGACGAAAGAAAAUCGUCAGUUUGAUCAACAUCUUCAGGGCAGAGAAAAGUCAGAGUGGCAAGGUGUUGAAGUUGUAAACAGGCUUGAAGGUGAAAUGGAAGAAGGCGGCGACGAGGUACCCAGGUCAGGACGGCGACGUGGGAGAGAUACUCUGGAAAGAGAAGAUUUUGACUUCGAAAGCAGAUUCUUGGGAAGGGAUGAUGGAGACUGGGACAGAGAGAGGGAGCGAGAAAGAGAACGGGAAAAGGAGAGAGAAAAGGAACGGCAAAGGGAGAGGGACAGAGAGAGAGAGAGAGAAAGAGAUCGGGAACGAGAUCGAGGAAGAGAGAGGGAAAGAAGAAUUGAGUGUUAUUCGGAUGAUUACCAACGCAAAGGCUCUGAACGUUAUGAUGAGAGGUAUUACGAAUACGACAUUGAGGGAAGGUCCAGCGGUAGGGGAAGAGAAUACAGAGCAGAUCAUGAGAGGGAAAAAUUUAGAUCUCGAGAGGCAGGUUGGGAGGAGCUGGAUGAUAGACGUAGAAGGUUGAACAGUCGGGACAGAAGGGAAGAUGAAAGAGCUGGAAAGUUGGCUUCUAAGGAAUCUACUCAUGGCUUAGUGCGUGGAGCGACUGUGGGUAGAGAGAAGGGCGACGAAGAAAGGAACUGGAGGUUAAGAUCAGAAGAAGAGAAAGGAAAAAAACCAGUUUCUAGGGAUUUUAUUGAAGAAACAAGGUCGAUUGGGGGUAAAGGCGAGGAUCCUCUAGAUAAGGUCAAGGCAAUUGGUAAGGAUACUGGUCCUGACAUGUCCGAUGAAGGGGGAAGGUCUAAAGGAAAGCAUGGAAGAGUUAUAACGUCUCCUCGAAGCCUCGAUGAUAGAAGAGAGCCAUACAAAGGUGGAAAACCAGUGAUGAUAUCUCGGAGUCCAGAUGAUCGAAAAGGACACAGAAGUGGUAAGACCGUGGUGAACUCUCGAAGCCCUGAUGAUAGGAGAGCAGGGUAUCGAAGUGGCAAAGCUGUGACAAGCUCUCGAAGUCCUGAUGAUCGCAGAGGUCAUAGAAGUAGCAAAGCUGUCACAGGUUCUCGAAGUCCCGAGGAUCGAAGAGGUGGGCGAUCAGAUUGGGAGGACGUAGAGAAAGAUUGGUCAGAUGAAAGAGCGGAGUAUGACAGAGAGAAGAGCAGCAAAAGACGUGUAAACCAGAAGAGGGAUAAUGACAGUAGUGAAAGAGAGCGUGACAGGUACAGAAGUAGAGAGCGGCCUCACGAACGGAAUUGGGAAAGAGGAAAGGGGAAAGAUAAGGUUGAUAAUGUGGAUCGAUCCUAUGAUCGGCAUCAGAAUCAUUGGAAAGGUAGUAGGGAUUCUGAUUUUCAAGUGGAGCAAGAUAAUUGGGAGUCGAAAAUGAGACAUGAAAAUGCUGAUAGAGAGAAGUUGGAGAGGAGGAUGUUGGAACGAGAGAGCAGCGAACGCAAUAGAAUGGACAGGGAGCGAGUGGAGGGAUUAAGAAGUCCGCAGGGCUUUGCUUCGAUAAGCGAAAGCACUGGGAGAGGCCACCAGAUGUCUUCUAAUUUUUUAGAGCCUGGUCGUGGAUUUAGUUCGCACGGAGGGCCUUUUAUGCCACCAGGUGGGGAUCCAGGAUUCUUUCAAGGUGAUUACUUUGGCGGCAUGGGGGAGGUCGAUUGGGAUGGCUCGAUGAUGGACGACAGAAUGCGACAGAGAGAAGGCAUUUUUUUGGGGAGUAGCGAUAGAUUUAUGGAAAAUGAGGGUCCUCUAGGCCAUGAUGCAGGAUACGGUCCUGGUAGAGGAGCCGCAGGUGAUGGAGGAAUGAACUACAGCCACCUUUCCGGAAGAGGUCGAGCUUCAAAAGCCUCCCCGAACAAUAGAGGUCGAGGGGGCAUGAUGGGUCACGAAGGAAGACCUCUUUUUAAUAAUAUUCAGCCUAGCUCCAUGCUCAGAGGUAUGCAACAGCAGCAACAGCAGCAACAGCAACAAGGCGGGAAGGGACGAGGUCCUAGAGGUGGACCAAAAGGUGCAAGAGGUCCUGGUCGGGAAGUGCAACGUCCAAAUGUCAAUCCUCUCAUGGGUCCAGGUCCAGGAAUUGGUCCUCACUUUGGUCCCAUGGGACCUCAAGGGCUAAUGUCUGGUAUGGGUAUGGGGCCAGGACCAGGGCCGGGUCUAACUCCUGGUCCCAACAUGGGUCAAUUUCCUUUGCUUCCGUUUGGAGGUCCCAUGGGUUGGGGAGUGGGACCUGGAGGUGGCGAGAUGGGAAUGAUGGGCUGUCCACCAGGCCCUGGGCCAGUAAUGGGUCCUGGUCCUGGUGGGUUGGGUCCAAGGUUUGGGCCAGGAAUGGUUCCAGGUCCAGUACCGAACAUGUUUUUCAAUCCGCCUGGACCAGGGAGAGGGGGUCAUGGUGGUAUGCCAAGUGGAUUAUUUGGUGGAGCUGUCCCACCCUUCAAUGGGCAAAGUGGUGGAGGUGGACGUGGUCAAAUGGGUGAAAAAGGCACAUCUGGGGUUGGGAGGGGGUUAGUUGGAAGGGCAAAUGGGCCACCAGGAAGAGGUCCCUCAAGAGGGGAACAGAACGAUUACUCUCAGCAUUUUGUUGAUACAGGGUUGCGACCUCAGAAUUUCAUUCGAGAUGUGGAACUCGCUGAUCGAUUUGAAGAAUACCCAAAGCUGAAAGAGCUGAUAACGAGGAAAGAUCAGCUCAUCGCAAAAAGAGCAACACCCCCAAUGUACAUGCAGUGCGAUCUUCGAACAACAGAGUUGUCCCCAGAUGUAUUUGGAACGAAGUUUGAUGUGAUACUUGUUGAUCCUCCAUGGGAGGAGUACGUCCGUCGUGCUCCCGGCAUUGGAGAUUCAAUGGAAUGGUGGUCAGCUGAAGAGAUUCAGAAUCUUCGCAUUGAGGCUAUUGCAGACACACCUGCAUUCAUUUUCUUGUGGGUUGGAGAUGCUGAAGGGCUCGAGCAAGGCCGCUUGUGUCUCAAGAAGUGGGGAUUUCGUAGAUGUGAGGACAUAUGCUGGGUAAAAACUAACCGGGAAAAUCCUACUCCAGCCUUGCGUCACGACUCCAACACUUUAUUUCAACACUCUAAAGAGCACUGCUUGAUGGGGAUAAGAGGGACAGUGAGGCGCAGCACUGAUGGUCAUAUUAUACACGCUAAUGUAGACACGGACAUUAUAAUUUCGGAAGAACCAGAAUAUGGGUCUACGAAAAAGCCCGAGGAGCUGUACCAUAUCAUAGAACAUUUCGCACAAGGGAUGCGGCGCAUUGAAUUGUUUGGUGAAGACCACAACAUCCGAGCUGGAUGGGUCACUGUUGGGAAAGGCCUCACAUCAUCCAAUUUCAACCCCCAGAUAUAUGCCAAGAAUUUUGUUGAUACAGAGAGGAAAGUUUGGCAAGGUGGCCGUGGAAACCCUUCUAUUGAUGCUUCACAUCUAGUUGGAACUACGCCAGAAAUUGAAGCUCUACGACCCAAAUCUCCCCCUCCAAGGCCUCAAGCACAGCCUUCCGGACAGGGUAAUGUUGGAAAUUCUCUCUCGCAACCUUCUGCAGGAAACUCCAUUUCAAAGAAGGCCUCUACAGCACAGCCAGGUGGAGUUCAGAAUGGACACCCUGCCGCAUUAAUACCAGGUGCUGGACAUGGUUCCGCCAAUCCUUCAGUAGCAGGAUCUGUUGUGAUUGGGCAGCCUCCUCAUGUGGGUGGUCGUGGAGGAGGACAUGGUCAAAUUCCUAAAAUGCGCCCCGUCCUUCCCGGGCCCUUGAUCAAACCUCUAGGAGCUUGUCCCGGCAUUGUUGAAAUGGCAGGUUUUGACGAGGAAGCAUCAUAUGGGGGAGACAUGCAGGAAGCGACCUCAGCGGAGGAUCUGCACUAGGCCUCCACGAAAAUGUCUGCAGAUUUGUGCCCUGGAACUGAAUCGUGGAUCUUUCUAACAGCACAAUUUUCUUUUCGCUUUGUGCUUUAAAUUUUCACAUCCGGUGGUUUCACCAAUGUAUAGACACUCCAUUUGAAAUCGUUGAUUUCCGUAGAUCUUGUUUAUUGAUGUGGCCAACGCCUUUCAACUCUAACGUCAAAUUAUUGAUAUGGUUUAUCUGGAUUGCAAGGCUACGGUUGACCCUUAGGCAUUUGGGUUAUUAUUAACUUCCUUAUCACUUGGCAUGUUAUCGUGAUGUAACGAAUUACUUCGAUCAAGAUAUUGACUGUCACAUCCGUUUCAGGCAAA
Messenger RNA from Physcomitrium patens, 7120 nucleotides. RefSeq lists its product as uncharacterized. Gene Ontology annotation, molecular function: mRNA binding; methyltransferase activity. Lineage: Eukaryota; Viridiplantae; Streptophyta; Bryopsida; Funariales; Funariaceae. Gene Ontology annotation, biological process: methylation; mRNA modification. The record is from RefSeq and is a predicted model, not a curated record. Gene Ontology annotation, cellular component: nucleus; RNA N6-methyladenosine methyltransferase complex.